AUGAACGCUCAGGCUAUCCUGCGUGCUUUGCAGCUUCCUAACGGUAGCACCGUAAACAGCAUCUAUCUCGUUGGUUCUCGUCUUUGGGGUACGGAAACACCGAAAAGCGACUUCGACAUUCUUGUGGUUGUUGAAGCUCCUUCGUCCCAUGCUACCCUCCAAAAGAGCCAGCACAAAGGCAACUACGACAUGACUGUCGUCACCGAAACCCAAUUCCGGGCUCAGGUAGAGGCAGGAAGUCUUAUCGAGACUGUUUGUUGUCUGCUUGACCCCGAUUCCGACACCGUCUUGCAUCCUGUCCCGGAAAAAGGUGCACCGCUCAACAAGGAAAGACGGAAACUGGUGUCGUUGGAGGCAAUGAGGGCGUGGAUCGAUGAACGAGCUCGCCGUGACCUAGAAAAGGCAGAAAAGUUCUGGGUCAAGGGAAGUUCGAGCCGUGAAAACGGGUGGAAGAUACUGCAUCAUUCCUUAGCAGCGGAGUGCAUUAUGGGAGGGCUUUUAAGUUCCACAAAAACCACUUGUGCUCUCGGAGACCUUGUGUUGACGACGUUGCAACUUCAGGAAAUGGUUGAGUUGGGAUGGCAGGAGAAUGAUAGGCAAUGGUUGGAAAUGGAAUGGGUGAAUGCUCUUGAGGAAUACCACAUUCGUAUGAAGCUAGUCAAAGUUAGCUGGGGCUGA
Molecule: messenger RNA, 678 nt
Organism: Mycena indigotica
Lineage: Eukaryota; Fungi; Basidiomycota; Agaricomycetes; Agaricales; Mycenaceae
Exons: 1
Coding region: 1-678 (225 amino acids)
Molecular function (GO): nucleotidyltransferase activity
Source: RefSeq, a predicted model, not a curated record